AUGGAGGAGAAGCCAGCGCAUAAGAGACUUGAGUCUGGUAACAGUCAUUCGCAUGGUGAAGCUCACGUGACGUGGGACGAAGAGACUAUUGCGCGGCAUAAUUUGGAUCGAGGCACGCGUAUGAAGAUUGACGAACCUGACACACCAUACCAUUACUACGCCGAGAGUAAUGACGCUGCAUCUCCUGCUCGUAGUCUCUCGGGUCGAGAGUCACAGCCUUCGAUUCAGUGGGACGAAUUGCAGUCGAAAUUGCAGGAUUUUAAAGAGAAUACGGAGAGUAAGUGGAAUGGCAGUGAUGAAGGAUGUUCAAGCACAACUUCUGGAGGUCUUGCUUUUGCUGCUCGUGAUGAAGAGGGAAAAAAGAUUGAAAAGGAUCCGCACUUUGCUGAGAUGCGUAAGAUGCAUUACAAUGAAUUUGAACGUGUACGUGCUUGGAAGAUGCAACAUGAAGAUGAAGACGAAGACGAAGAUCACGAUGAAGAGGAGGAAGAGAAGCAUUUGGCCGAUUGUUAA
Plasmopara halstedii is the source of this 513-nucleotide messenger RNA. RefSeq names its product protein phosphatase inhibitor ipp2. Bases 1 to 513 code for a protein of 170 amino acids. The record is from RefSeq and is a predicted model, not a curated record. Gene Ontology annotation, biological process: regulation of signal transduction. The transcript is spliced from 2 exons. Lineage: Eukaryota; Oomycota; Peronosporomycetes; Peronosporales; Peronosporaceae. Gene Ontology annotation, molecular function: protein phosphatase inhibitor activity.